AUGUCGGGCAUUGGCGGAACGCCCCCCCAAGACAAGGGCCGGCGGAUUCCUGCCCCUGCGCCGGCGACAUCCUUCAUUGAGCAUGUCGUUCUCGUUGUGGCGCCUGUCACAUGUCCGACGGAAAACGCUGCUGUCGCCCAGGCGCCAGCCACAUUUGUCAUUGAGCAUGUCGUUUUCGGAUUAGUGAUACAGUUGGCACUUUUGCAUUGCAUGUUGCUGUGGUUGCUUUGUCGCCCCAUUCUGGUGCAUCAUUUGCUACAGCGCGCGCGUGACACACUGGUGUCGCCGAGCAGUUGGCCACGUUAA
Molecule: messenger RNA, 306 nt
Organism: Prorocentrum cordatum
Lineage: Eukaryota; Dinophyceae; Prorocentrales; Prorocentraceae
Source: the annotation of a GenBank genome assembly